This is a messenger RNA of Tripterygium wilfordii, 1572 nucleotides long. Its product is annotated as epoxide hydrolase A-like. The record is from RefSeq and is a predicted model, not a curated record. Lineage: Eukaryota; Viridiplantae; Streptophyta; Magnoliopsida; Celastrales; Celastraceae. The coding region runs from base 355 to 1305 and encodes 316 amino acids. Gene Ontology annotation, molecular function: hydrolase activity. The transcript is spliced from 3 exons.
AUCACAAUGAACACCCAAAAGGUCUUUCCGACUGCAUCACGAGGAAAAUACUACAGCAUUUAAACACGAUGAUUGCUGAUUGGGGUGGGGCUUUGAUUGGAUUGGAUUGUAGUUGUAGAUGCCUAAACAUUUGAUAUCAGUUGGAUCGAUGGUUCUUUGGUUGUCGUUUCUGGAAUUCCAAUUUUUUUCCUCGUGAAAAUUAUUAAAAUUUCCCAACUUUUGUCUUCUUAUCUUUCAUAUUCUCUCCUUUAUUCUUUCGGUCAAAAGAAAAAACCCAGUCUUUUCUUCUUUUAUUAUCCGUCCCUUUGUGAAGAAGGGCAUCGCUGCAACUCUCGAUCCCACGAGCACGAAACAAUGGAGAAAAUAGAGCAUACAACAGUGGCCACAAAUGGCAUAAACAUGCAUAUUGCUUCAAUCGGUACUGGCCCAGUGAUUCUCUUCCUCCACGGCUUCCCUGAGCUCUGGUACUCUUGGCGCCACCAGCUCCUCUCCCUUUCCUCCCGUGGCUACCGCUGCAUCGCCCCUGACCUUCGUGGUUUUGGCGACACCGAUGCUCCUCCAUCUCCAAGCUCUUACACGGCCCUCCAUAUCGUGGGGGACCUCAUCGGUCUCCUCGACUCGCUGGGCAUCGACCAGGUGUUCCUAAUUGGUCAUGACUGGGGAGCCGCCAUGGCGUGGUGGUUUUGCGUCUUAAGGCCUGAUAGGGUGAAGGCGCUGGUCAACAUGAGUGUGGUGUUUGGUCCAAGGAACCCAAAAGUGAAGCCUGUAGAGUGGUUCAGGGCUCUGUUUGGCGACGAUUACUACAUCUGCAGGUUUCAGGAACCCGGAGAAGCCGAGGAAGAUUUUGCUCAAGCUGGUACUGAGAAAGUGAUGAAAAGGUUUCUUACUUCUCGUAAUCCAAAUCCUCCUCGUAUACCAAAAGAAACAGGAUUCAGAGGUUUACCUGAUGUAACAAGCUUGCCUCCUUGGCUCUCGCAAGAAGAUGUCGAUUAUUAUGCAAGCAAAUUUGACCAGAAAGGAUUCAAUGGAGGACUGAACUAUUACAGAGCACUUGACCUAACCUGGGAGCUCACCGGGCCGUGGACUGGCUUACAAGUCAAAGUACCAACGAAGUUCAUCGUGGGGGAUCUGGACAUCACCUAUAAUAUCCCAGGCACGAAAGAAUUUAUUCACCAUGGCGGCUUCAAAAAACAUGUACCAUUUCUGCAAGAUGUGGUUGUAAUGGAAGGAGUAGCCCACUUCGUCAACCAAGAGAAGCCGGAUGAAAUCAACGAGCACAUUUAUGACUUCAUCCAGAAGUUUUAAUGGGAUUUCCACUCUCCCUUUUGCGCUCUGAUGCUUGGAUUUCCAUGUGGUUGGAUAGCAAAAAAUAACCCAAGUGGUCUUUCUCUGACACUUCUGCUUCAGCUUACUUGUUUUUCAUCCCACUGUUUGUGUUUUCUGCAGAUACAAGUAGAAUGCAGAAAUAAAUGGUGAACCUUUCGCAUUGUCUGGGAACCUAAUUUGAAACAGAAUAAAGAUUGUGGAACUUUGCAUUUUAGUUUGUUGAUUAUGUUGUUUUCUUUAAUUUCA